Molecule: messenger RNA, 615 nt
Organism: Teleopsis dalmanni
Lineage: Eukaryota; Metazoa; Arthropoda; Insecta; Diptera; Diopsidae
Product: U1 small nuclear ribonucleoprotein C-like
Exons: 1
Coding region: 105-536 (143 amino acids)
Biological process (GO): mRNA 5'-splice site recognition; spliceosomal snRNP assembly; mRNA splicing, via spliceosome
Cellular component (GO): nucleus; U1 snRNP
Molecular function (GO): zinc ion binding; pre-mRNA 5'-splice site binding
Source: RefSeq, a predicted model, not a curated record
GCAUAUUUUGCUUAAUGUCAAGCAUAUGUCAACUUCAAUAUUUGUCUGCAUUUGUAAAAGUUGUAAAUAAGUGAGAAUUUUAAAAUUGUUAAUUUAAUCCAAGAAUGCCUAAAUACUAUUGCGAUUAUUGUGACACGUAUCUGACUCACGAUUCACCGUCAGUACGUAAAACACAUUGCACCGGACGUAAACAUCGCGAUAAUGUGAAAUUCUAUUACCAGAAAUGGAUGGAAGAGCAAGCACAAUUCCUCAUCGACGCAACUACUGCAGCAUUUAAAGCGGGUAAAAUUACACAAAAUCCAUUUGCUCCAGGAGUGCCACCAGGUGUAGCAAAACCACCAGGCGUUUCAAUACCACCACCAAAUAUGGCGGCACCACCACGGCCUGGUCUACCGGCACCGGGAAUGCCACCUAUGAUGUUACCACCAAUGAUGGGUAUGCGUCCGCCGCCGAUGAUGGGACCUAUGGGCCUAAUGGGACCACCACCACCGUUGGGUGUGCGACCACCUAUGCUUAAUGGGCCACCACCAAAAUAAGGAGAAAACAAAUUAUUUAUAGUAUAAAAAGUGUGACCAGAUUUCCCAUGAAAAAUGUAAUUUUAAGUGAACAUUUAAA